GAUGUAAAUUCAAAUGUAUUUAUAUCUUCCUACUUACCGCCAUUUACAGUGAACACGUGAUUUUGUGUUCCAAUUGAACUUCGGUUUGUAGCUCUUACUUAUGUACUUACGAGAAUACGCAUUUAUAUGCUUCUUAGGCAAUUAAUAAUUCAAUUUUCAGGCCUUUUUCUACCAUGCACUUAAUUUAUGUAACUAAACGCAUAUAAAUACACAUAUGUAUGCCUUUAUCUACUUGUAUGUAUGUACGUAUGUUGAAGAAUUAUAAUUCAGUGCAGUCUGUUAUGAAUACAAUACAGUGGUCUUGCGAUUUAACGGUAUUCAUUCUGUCCACAACUCGUAUUUUGUAUUUUCUACAUUUGAAUAUUUUACUGUUAUUUUAAACUGUUCACUCCUCUUUGAAAGUGCAUGAGAAAUUUUGAGAACCUUCUAGCAUAAGAAAUUUUCAUAAGUAUAUAUGCUAUAUCUGAGAAAAGCUAUUUUUCAAUGCAGUACUGUUAUAUUAUCUUAUUCAAUAAAUUUAAACUGAUUUCAAAUUCAAAUUUAUCCAACCAUUUGCCGAACAAUAACUUGGUUUCACAAAGUGCACCUGUGAAGCUUUGUAAAGAUUCAUUUUUUAUGGGCUGGGCAUUGCUUUUUAUAUUACUACUAAAUUUGCAAUUAUUUUUAAUGUCUGCCAUAAAAUUCGCUGUUGCUGCGACAUUUUGAAUAAUUAUAUUCACAAUUAUUUAAAAAAUUCCAAUAAAAACGCAAUUAAAGCUUAGUACAAUUCAGUCAUUCAAGCGCAAAAUAAUUUAUGUAAACUCACACAAUCAAACUCAAACAAAAUGAUGGCAUGUGCACAAAAAGGAGAUAAACAACAACAAUAAUAACAAGAGUAGCACCGGUAGUCAACAUGAAGGCAAUAAAUAUCUAUACAAACUGCUGCUGCAGUGAACGUGCACAGACAUUGUAUUGUAGAUGAGCCAGCGAACGAGAACAGCAUGAGAAUAGCCAGAAUUGAGGAAAAACUAAAAACGAUUGGAGGAUUUUCUACAGCCGCUAAUAAACCUUUGGAAAACUUCACACAAAAUGGCUUUCCAACGUAGCUACAGCAAGGUCUGGUGGGGCUCCGAUAAUCAACAAUUAUCCUCUGCACUAGCCCUAUCCGCAGCGGCCGGCGGUGCGACUGCCAAUAACGACGGCACUAGUUUUACAAGUGGCGGUUUCUACUACGGUUCUUAUUUUGCACAAAAGACACAGCAACAACUGAAUGCGCAACGUUUACAAUGCAAUAAUCAUGGAAGCGGCGGCUACCAUUCACUCGAUUCAGGCAGCUUUCGUUCGUACGUGGGUAAUUUGUCGCGCAUACAGGAAGUAGAUGAUGAGCAAAACAACUCGAAGUUGUCGUGGGGCAAACGCGACAGUCCGGGUAGUCUGCGUAGUCAGGAUUCCGGCUUCUCCGACAAUGAUGAGUCGCAUAGUGGUCGCAGUCUUGGCGGCCGCUCCUUGAAACCCUCUUCACCCAGCGCCCAAAACGCAGCCAGUUCACCCAGCUCAGUGCACUCGGCGGCUGUGGCAACACCGCCCACUGUUAUCAGAAGAGUAGGCAAAUCGGAAUUCUAUUCACCGUUAGUGAAUGUAUCGCGUCGCAUAUCAUUUUCCGGUUCACCUGCCACGGCGACUACAUUAGAUGCUGCCAUCGCUGCGACGCAAGGCGAAACGACACAAUUGCAGCAACGCUUGACUGCUGACGAACUGCUCGUCAGUGAGGCAGUGAGCGCUGCGAAGAAAUUGAAUUUUGAUGAUGCCAAUGCAUGCGGUGGACUAGCCGUUGCGGCACCACAGCAAGCACCGCAGCAAGCGCAGCAACAACAGCAACCGAAACGUCGACGACGCAUAAUACGUCAAGCCACAAAACCAUUAUCGCCCACCAAACGGCGUACACUGCUCGAAGAUACAGACCCAGAUAGCGAAGGAGAGCGCAAUGAGGGUACUAAUUUAAGCACCAGCAGCCCAUUUGAUGAGCUUGAUCGUUCGGCGGAACAUAAUCGCUCACGUACUCGUUUACAUAUUGCACCCGAAUACAACAAUGAAACUGUCUAUCUUGGUGUGACGACCGCAACUCCACCAACGGCUGUGCCGUACAACAAUGAGACGAUGGUGCUGGGCGCCGGCGGUGUAAUCACGUGUGCCACACAAGAAGAUACAAACAACAACACAAUGAAAAUGAAUGAGAUGGACAUGGAUAAUUCAAUGACGCCACUGAAGAACAGUUAUUUGCCCAGUACGAGCACACCGAAAGCAACAGUACAAGCCAGCGUACAACCAUGGCUGCAAAUGUCCUUCCGCCACGUCACGUAUGAAUAUGAUAAUCCGCUGUUGAAUGGUCAUGCGUCCGAUUUGCAACACUGGCUACAUGAUUUACGUGCAUCAUAUGAGCACGAGGUGAUGUCCACGCUACAGACCAAGUCCAUAGCACAGGAAGCUUUCAAGAAUUUGACAAUUACAACGAAUACCGUCGCCAAAUUAAUACGUCAGCUGCAACAGCGCGCGCUCAAUAUGCAAACAGACUUCGAGCGUGUGGAACGUAUAUUGUCGGGCACGCAAGAGGCGACACUACAUGAAGCGCUUGCAAGCGCCGAACAGUUGGUAGCGAACGUGGCCGACUUCACACAGGUGCUCGAACGACGCGCUGUCUUCUUCAACGAUUCGCGCCUGGAUCGUAAGCGUUUUGAGGAGAACAUGGCGCAGAUACGCAUUAUAACAAAGGAUACACGAUACUCACUCGAACGCCAACACUACAUCAAUCUGGAGUCGCUGCUUGACGAUGUGCAGGUGUUGAAACGCAAUCUGCUGAUCUGUGUGCGCCAAUUGUUCGAGAAGAUGGUGCGUAUUAUCGUACAAAGCGUGGAGCAGGGUCAAUGUGAUCUCAUGUUGCGUGCCAACAUCAAUAUGAUAGCAACGCUGAUGAAUAUCGAUUACGAAGGUUUCGCCUCACUCACCGACGCUUUUGUACAGAAUGAAGCUGUGCGCGCUCUAUUAAUUGUCUGUCUCGAAAAUAAGCUUUCGUCAGUGCGCGCGUUAGCUUUGCGGGCGCUUGCAACGGUUUGCUGUACACCGGCUGCAAUUGCACAACUGGGCGCUUGUGGUGGCAUUGAAAUUGUACGUGAUAUCAUACAAGUGCCGGGUAAAGAACGCGCUGGCGAAUUCAAACGUGGCGAUAUUGAGCGCCGUGAAGCCGUCUCAUUGCUCACACAAAUUACAGCCGCGUGGCAUGGUGCCGAGCACCGUGUGGAUGGUUUGAAGGCUUGCGCGGAACUCAUUGUCGAGGGAUUGACUCAGUUGAUAACGAAUACGGCUUGCCCGCAAACAUUGUUGCUAUGCGCGGCGGCCUUGAACAAUCUCAGUCGUAUUGAGGUGACGUCACAUUAUUCGAUAAUGUCCAACGAGGCCAUUUUCAAAUUGAUCGAAGUGGUGCAGGUGCGCGGCGAAGAGACGUCCAUAUUUCUUUAUGAGCAAAUCGUUGCAAUGUUACACAAUAUGUCUGUGAACAAGAAGUGCCACAGUCACUUGGCUAAUGGCAACAUCAUAAAUUUCAUCACGUCCGCAUAUCAAACGGAAUUCUAUAAAAACUACAAAUCUCGCGCGGAAAGUGAUGCACAACGACGCACCAUCAAAGCGAUUCUACAUACGUUGACACAUUUGGUACACGAGUCCACUCUGGGCAUUGAACUGUUGGAACAGCAUCGCGUUCCCGCCUUUUUCCGGCAAGCGAUGUUUAUUGGUGGCACCGGCGCAGGCAGUGGUGGUGAACAGUGGUAUUUAGACGGCAGUCACGGCAGGGAGAUUUCUUCAAUGUUGGCCGGUCAAUUACUGCAGGCUCAGAAGCAAGAACCAGUUGCCGCUGUAGACGAAUCGAAGAGACAGCAAGUUUUCCGGGCAGCAGUUGGGGAAAUAGAAAAUGAUGCUGUGCAGCAGGGUACUGCUAAUGGCAGAGGUAGCAGCAGAGCCAAUAACAACGCUAACGUCAGUGUUAAAGGAAACUUUAAAUUCAAUUUGACGCGACAGGAGAGUUUCGUUUGAGUAAAUGCAUUUGUGUGUGUUGCAAUUAUAUGUAUGUAGUGUACAUAAAUAUAUGUUGUGCUUUGAAGCGCUUUGGGCUGUGCUCCCAGCGACGUUGUUGGCAGCUCGAUUGGUCAGUCGGUGACUGCAUUUAAUGUAAACAAACACACACACAGCACCAACUACGUCAUGCGACUGCCAGGGAGUAAACCAAAAAA
Messenger RNA from Ceratitis capitata (Mediterranean fruit fly), 4259 nucleotides. RefSeq lists its product as uncharacterized. Bases 1069 to 4062 code for a protein of 997 amino acids. NCBI's taxonomy places the organism in Eukaryota, Metazoa, Arthropoda, Insecta, Diptera, Tephritidae. Gene Ontology annotation, molecular function: cytoskeletal adaptor activity. Gene Ontology annotation, cellular component: apical cortex. Gene Ontology annotation, biological process: regulation of asymmetric cell division; establishment of mitotic spindle orientation; asymmetric cell division. The record is from RefSeq and is a predicted model, not a curated record. The transcript has 4 exons.